CCGUGUCACUAAUCUACGCCUCCUAUGUUUCCAGUAUUUGUUUUCUUCCCUCUUCAGCUUCAAUUUUUCACUUCUGCGCUGCUUCUCACCUUCUCUCUCCUCCAUUGAAGUGUACUCUGGAUUUCCAUUGAAUUGGCUUCCGAGCUCUCUCUCCUCCAUUGUAGCAACUUCUCAGGUCUGACCUACAAUAAUCACUCAGCUGCCUUCUCACAACAAGGACACUGUAUAACCAACGAUAACCAUCAUGUCUAGUAGAAAGGAAACAGUUUUAGAUCUUGCCAAGUUUGUCGACAAGGGGGUCCAAGUCAAGCUUACUGGUGGAAGACAAGUGACUGGGACACUUAAGGGAUAUGACCAGUUGCUGAACCUUGUGCUGGAUGAAGCUGUUGAAUAUCUGAGAGAUGCUGAUGACCCAUUGAAGACUACUGACCAGACUAGACGCCUUGGCUUAAUUGUUUGUAGAGGAACAGCCGUAAUGCUGGUUUCUCCUACUGAUGGCACCGAUGAGAUUGCAAACCCUUUUGUUCAGCCGGACGGUGCAUAAGUCAUGUUAGGAAUAUGGAACCUAUUGACAUGGUUAGGUGUUAUGUAGUCUUGGACAUAUUUCUAAAUGUAAUGCUUGUUAGCUUAAAACAUGCAUCCUAAAAAAUUAAAAAUAUUUGUACGAAAAGUCACAAGUUACAAUCCAUCUUUUUCUUGGCAAAUGAAGUAUAGAAUUGCUAGUAUGCUACUCUGAUGCUCUGAAUUGUUUGACAAUGAAUACAGGUCAUGAUUAUUAUCA
Chenopodium quinoa (quinoa) is the source of this 781-nucleotide messenger RNA. Its product is annotated as sm-like protein LSM7. Bases 245 to 544 code for a protein of 99 amino acids. Lineage: Eukaryota; Viridiplantae; Streptophyta; Magnoliopsida; Caryophyllales; Amaranthaceae. Gene Ontology annotation, molecular function: RNA binding. The transcript is spliced from 6 exons. Gene Ontology annotation, cellular component: U2-type prespliceosome; catalytic step 2 spliceosome; spliceosomal tri-snRNP complex. Gene Ontology annotation, biological process: mRNA splicing, via spliceosome; nuclear-transcribed mRNA catabolic process. The record is from RefSeq and is a predicted model, not a curated record.